This is a messenger RNA of Mercenaria mercenaria, 846 nucleotides long. Its product is annotated as ficolin-1-like. The transcript has 4 exons. The coding region runs from base 1 to 789 and encodes 262 amino acids. Lineage: Eukaryota; Metazoa; Mollusca; Bivalvia; Venerida; Veneridae. The record is from RefSeq and is a predicted model, not a curated record.
AUGUGCAAGCAGCAGAAUGCUGCGUUUUGUGCUUUUCUUGCAGUGGAAUACUGCGUUAGGUUAUCUUCAGGCAGCGGAUUGCUGCGUUAUGUGUUCUUCUUGCAGUGGAAUGCUGCUUUAUGUGCUGUUCUUGCAGUGGAAUGCUGCGUUAUGUUAUCUGCAAGCAGCGGAUUACUGCGUUAUGUGCUGUUUUUGCAGUGGAAUGCUGUGUUUGUUUAUCUGCAAGCAACGGUAUUUCAGAACAGGUUCAAUGGUACUGUUGAUUUUGAUAGAUAUAUCGUGGAGUACCAAGAUACGUUCGGACAUUUGUAUGGCGAAUUUUGGCUAGGCUUAAAGUACAUCAAGGAAAUUGCUGCUCAAGGUGCAACUGAGAUAAGAUUGGACCUUUCUGAUGGUUUUGGCAGACACGGUUACGAGGCAUUUCAAGACUUUCGUCUGUCUGGAGACAACGAGUACACUCUCCAUAUUCUGGAAGAGUCACGCAGCUUUUCCGGAGGAAUUGAGCAAUUCCAGAACGCUUCUAAUGGCUUAGCUGGCAACAAUGGAAAUGUCUUUGCUGCAAUGAGCGGUUUCCUUCCCACUGAUUAUUAUAGACGCUGUCCUGUCGACGAAAAGAGCGGCUGGUGGUAUGACUACUACUGCGGUGGAGUAGACUUGAACGGCCCUUACCUCACCCCAGGGACGCUGUGGAAUGAAUCUACCGGUGAUAAAACGCCAGGGUUUAAGCAUUUUGGAUUUGCAGGCAACUAUUCUUUGAAAGCAUCCAGAAUGAUGAUACGGAGAAAAUAAACUCAAACACAGCCCGCCUCAAGUCUCAGCUUUGAAGAAAAAAUCACAAACAUACAA